Molecule: messenger RNA, 1561 nt
Organism: Cladocopium goreaui
Lineage: Eukaryota; Dinophyceae; Suessiales; Symbiodiniaceae
Source: the annotation of a GenBank genome assembly
CAUUAGCGGCCGCCGAUCGGGACCACCCAACUACUACCCGGUAUCGAACCUUUCGCCUUGAGCCAGGACCAACAUCCCGGCCAUACUCAUGCCUUGUGUACAACUCAACUCGAUUUCCUCCGCCCUGGACAGGUUUUGCAAGAUGGAGACGCAGAGCAAGUGUAUCCUUCUCAUUGCGGUCUUCACGGCCGUUCUGCCCCUAGAACUGCACCACCUGGUGGCGGCAGUUCUGGGAGCUGCUGGAUACAUGUUCAUGCAGUGGUUGGAGCCGAGCGUCAAACGCCAAGUCCCACGAAAGGACUCGGACCGCCGACUGCGCAGCCUCCGCACCGAGCGUGGCGUGGAGCGUGGCUCCGCGGCGCCGCUGUUGGGGCGAGAGCUGCGCAGGGAGCGGCGAGGCUUUACUCCAGUUGAAAACCAGAAGUGGAGUUCGCUUCGCGCAGUUCCGGCGCCUGCAUCGCUGGUGAAGCCUGAAGUGAAGCGUCCCAGCGUGAUGCCUGUGAAGGCACCGAAGUUUGCUGCGGGAAGCUGGCAGGAUGAGGUGCACGAACUGCUUCAGAGUUUGAAGCCGAAUGAUGCCAGCCGCGAGCAAGUGGAAGCGAUUGCACAGGCUGUCCGCUUGUCCUUGAGCCCCGUGCUGGACGCCUCCGUGAAGGCCUACUGCGUGGCACAGCCCAUGAGCGGCACGGCCUUUGGAGUCGCGGUGCCCGAGGUGGAAGUGGUCGUCACAGUUGACGGCAAGGGGGCGGAUGGCAAGCUGCAGAAAUCCAUGAUUGGAACCUGCACAGAUCGUUUGGUGUCACAUGGAGACUUCAAGUUCAGGCGCAGCGCCUUCCGGGGCAGCGAACCCAAAGUGACCUUGAUCGCACCGGCACAGCAAGCCAGUGCCCCUUUCAACUUGGCUGUGAACGCGCUGACUCCGCUGCGCUGCAGCCAGCUUUUCGAGGCAGCCACGCAGCUGAACCCCAUGGCCGCGGAGCUGAUUCUGCUGGUACGGCGCUGGGCCAAGGAUCGUGGCGUCAGCCACGCUGCCAAGGGCCACCUGUCGCCCUACGGAUGGAUGCUGCUGGCCAUCUUCUACCUGCAGGAUGCGGAGCAGCUUCCUCCAAUGGGCUUUGUGCCCCAGUCACGCAGCUGCCCAGCCUUCAGUCCCAGCUCUGCAACCAGUGGUGAACUUCUCAAAGGCUUCAUGAAGUUCUACUCCUCCUUUGACUGGGCCAAAGAAAGCAUUGCAGUGCGAGCGGGCCAACGCAAAGCGCCUGUCAGGGCCCUUGUUCUGCUGCAUGAAGACGGCAAGACGCGCCCAGGACCCAACAUCGAGGAUCCAUUUGAACCAUCAAACAACUUGGGCUCUGGAAUGCAUUGGCUUAGCAUGGAGCGCUUGCAGGAGGAACUUGAACGCGCUGUGAAGCUGUCAGAAGCCUCGUCCUUGGCAGAUUUGCUGGAGCCUUGGACCCCACCUGAGAACUAGGCCACCUGUUUCAAUGACGGUAGCAGGGAGCCACGACACAAGUGCGGGGCCACUUCAGCGAGGAAAAGGUGGGACCUCCAGCGAGGCGGG